AUGAGUGGAAAUGAAGACGACUGGCUGGCUCUCAAACCCCAGGAACCUUCUCCAUCCCAGUGCUGCGGCAGCGGCUGCAAACCCUGCAUCUAUGAUGUGUAUGAGAAGGAGCUUGCGCAAUGGGAGAGGGCCAAAGCAAAGCAAGACAAAAGCCUCCUCAUGGAAAAGAAGGAGCAGAGCAAUAAUUCAGAACUGAAUCCAGAUACAUUUACUGCAUUCAGCAUAAGCUCAGUGGAGCAGCUAACAGAGGACACCUACCAGUACAGAUUUGAAUUACCGGGAAAUAGCAGUCUGCAAUUGGGUUUAGGACAACAUAUCGUGUUAAGAGGGGUGGUGAAUGGUUUGGAGGUCCAGCGAGCCUAUACUCCAAUUAGCCCAGGGCAUGCAGAAGGUUAUUUUGAAGUUCUGGUGAAAUGCUAUGAAGCUGGGCUAAUGUCACAAUACAUAAAAACAUGGAAAAAAGGAGACAUGGUCUUUUGGCGUGGGCCGUUUGGAGGGUUCCCAUAUCAACCUAAUAAGCAUGGAGAACUCCUCAUGCUGGCAUCUGGUACCGGCCUCACACCAAUGCUUCCCAUCCUUCAGUCCAUAACAGAUGACGAAGAGGAUGAAACCUUUGUAACUCUUGUUGGCUGCUUCCCUACUUUUGACAAAAUUUAUUUGAAACCUUUUCUCCAGGAUCUGGCUCGAUACUGGAACGUCAGAAUAUUUUACGUCCUAAGCCAGGAAACUUCACUGGAAAAACUUCCUUGGAGCUAUCAGGAAAACACAUACACCGGUCGUCUAAAUGAAGACUUGAUGAAGACGAUAAUAAAUUCGUGUCGAAGAAAGCCGUUUGUAUUAAUCUGUGGCUCUUCUGCAUUCAAUGAAGAUAUGAGUAAAUAUUUGAAAGCUGCAGGAAUUGAAGAAAGUUCCUGUUUUGUCUUUUAG
Messenger RNA from Tauraco erythrolophus (red-crested turaco), 927 nucleotides. It is a transcript of the gene CYB5R5, whose product is annotated as cytochrome b5 reductase like. The record is from RefSeq and is a predicted model, not a curated record. NCBI's taxonomy places the organism in Eukaryota, Metazoa, Chordata, Aves, Musophagiformes, Musophagidae. Gene Ontology annotation, molecular function: oxidoreductase activity.